GACCAAGCAGGUCAAAUUGGGUCUGUUAGUCUUGAAAAUGUUCCUGAGGUUGACUUGGUAUCCAUUGGCUACGAUACAGGAUGGGAGUCUUAGUUUUGGGGUCAGGGGUUUGUGCAUUCACGGGGGGAGAAUCCUAAUAGCUGGCUAGGAGUCAGGACUUUUGGUUCUAUUCCCAGGCCUUUCUCCAGCUUACUGUGUGACACAUGAUGAGUCACUCCAUCUGUCUCUAUUUACCCAUCUGUAAAAUGGCAAGAAUGUCUUACGGGAGUAUUGCAAAAAAUAAUUGACAUUUGUGAGGUUCCAACAUUGCACGAGUGUAUUAAUGCAGGAUAAUAUCCAUACACUAGGAUAUAGAUUACAAUGAGUAGAGGUUGUGAAGGGCUUGAUAUUUAAAGUGUGCUAUUAAACUGUUUCCUUUUCUUGGCACAUAGUGCCAGGGAUGUCACAUUUCUAGUCGUAACGGCAACUAGAAAAAAAGUAAAUUCUUUUCCUUUUCUGGAUAUGUGCGUCGCUGUAAAGUUUAAAGUCCAUAUCCUAGUGUUUAAAUUGAAGCUGAUUUUUUUUUUUUUUACCUGUUGGUCCUUUAUUUACAGCUGCGAUUAAACUUUUGAGGCUUUGCCUUUUUAACUCUAAAAACGGCAGAAAGCUGUCCAUUGAGUGAAUAAGUGGAUAUUGGAAAAAGAGUUCCCAAUGAAAGGAUGCGUCCUGCCCUCUCUCGCUCACUCUGCUGUAAUCUCUUCCAUUAGGUGGUUUUAUCUUAUCACACAAAAAGGCCCAGAAAUAGAAAGUUUUCCAUGGGUAAGAGAACCAGCCCUGAGAGAGAGAGCACUGUGCUAUGUGCAUUCCCCAGGAAAAAGGGAGCCCAAAGAGGCAGUAGAUUAUAAAUGAAUACUAUUGAUGUUCUGUCUGCAUGGGGGAAGAGAAAGAGGCUUUAGCUGGAAAUGUACAUAACUUGCAAAGGCAAACACUGCUUCUUCCGAUAAUUGUGCAUCUGAGCACUGCCCGCUCUCUUCUCCAGCCUGCCUCCGUUGCUGGAGCCCGAAGAAGCUAUUGAUCUUCUGUUACCAGGAUGACACAAGGGAAAGCAGAGGCAGCCGCUUGCUUUGGGGUUGUAACAAAGAGAAUACGCAAGAUAUUCAGGCAUUUUCCCAAGUCACAAUCUUGGUCCGAGGGUCACCACUUCUUCCGGAGGCCCAGCAGGGAGGUCUUACUGGUUAAAGAUUGCAAAUAUACCUGCCAUCAGGAAUGCAGAAGUCUGAUUCAGCUGGACUGCAGCCAACCAGGACAACCCUGGAGCAAACCCUCGCCAGAAAAUACACUGACGCAAAACUGCAGCCAGAAUGUGACAAAAACAGUAGAAGAAGAAAAACCCAAAGCUCCCACUGUCGAGGAGAUUAAACAGAAAAUCGAUGCUUACAACACCAAGGUUACAAACUGCUUGUUGAUGAAGUUGAAUGAGGAUGGCACUUACACGGGCUUCAUCAAAGUGCACUUGAAACUGCGCCGGCCGGUGACUGUGCCAGCCGGCAUCAGGCCGCAGUCCAUCUACGAUGCCCUGAAGGAGGUGAACCUGGCAGAGACGACGGAGAAGAGAACGUCUUUCUACUUGCCGCUGGAUGCCGUCACGCAGCUGCACAUCAGCAGCACGACCACCGUCGGCGAGGUGAUCCUGGGGCUUCUCAAGAAGUUUAUGGUGGUAGAUAAUCCGCAGAAGUUUGCACUUUUCAAGGAGAUGCAGAAAGAUGGGCAAGUUCUCUUUCAGAAGCUUUCUCUAACAGAGUACCCCUUGUAUCUCCGGCUGCUGGCUGGCCCUGACACAGACAUUCUCAGUUUUGUGCUGAAGGAAAACGAAACGGGCGAAGUGGAGUGGGACGCAUUCUCUAUCCCAGAACUACAAAAUUUCUUAACAAUACUGGACAGAGAGGAAAAAGACAAAAUUCAGCAAGUACAAAGGAAGUACAGCAACUAUAAACAAAGACUGCAGGAGACUUUGAAAGAAGCAGGGGGCAAACCCGGAUAAUCCCGAACACAGAGUGUGUAUCAGCCGCAGCUAGAUAUUUUUAAAAAGAGAUGCUUCUCAGGACACUUCAGAUUUGUCUGAUCCUUUCUCCUUGUCCCUCGUCUGGCGAGUGACGCACCCCACAGAGACAAAUGUUGCAUUUCUUUUCCUUAUGAAAUUUUUAUCACUGGAGUACAGCCAGUCGGUAAAGAAUGGGAAGUCUCCAUUUAAGUCUGCAGGCCUUCGACAAACCAAAUAGAGAUGCUGCUUUGCUUGCCGUUGUCACAUUGGAUCCGUCAAGCAGCGAAACUUCAUGGUAACUGCUGAAUGUUAAGUCAGUAGGAAUACUUACCGGGUGACUGUGGGGAACAGGAUGGAACAACAUUGCUUUCAUCAUCCGCCCAACUGUUUACCCCUUGGCUUUGUCUGAAGGUUCUGCGGCUGCCUUGCGUGUGGUGGUUGUGUUGUGUCGUCCUGUCGUUUCAUAGGUCAGGUGGCCCCAGGGGAAGCAGCAGAUAAAGCAACAGGCUUGUUGCACCCCCUCCUGUGCACACUGCAGCUGUAGUUGAUGCCAAACACAUUUGUUGCACAAUUUUAAGCUAUCUACUGAAAUGUAGAAAGUCAGGUGCCAAGAAGGCUCCAUGUCCUAAGUAGUCUGGGCAGUAGGUUUUUACUGAGACUUUAGCUAAUGUUCUUCCUAGGGAAUUUGUUCCUCUCUCUCCCCCUCCACCCCCCAAUGAAAUGAAAGUGAAACUAGGAUUGCUUGGCUAGUUGGUCUCGGAGUGAGAGCAAGUGUUCCUUGCUGCUCAAUGCGGUUGUUGUGUACAUGGCCAGUUUCCAACUCAGGGACCAAUACUGGACAGGUUUCCUCCUCUUUUUACAAGUAAGAGAUAGUGGAGGAGAGAACAUGGGGCUGACCCCUUUGCAACUGGAGCAGCAGCUGCUCAGCCUCCUGUCACCUGCUCACCUUCCAUCGCUGCACCAUCACCCAACCGCCUACAGAGCCUCGGCAUCCUCCUCUUGUCUUCCUUCUGCACGUAGGCAAGAGGCCACUAGACUCCCUGUCUGACUCCCACCUUGCUACGCUUGGAGCUGGGAGACGUUAAAAAGAAUGUCAUUUCUCACCACCUUCCUUCCGUCUGAGAAGCAGCUUAGCCUUUUGCAGAUAUUCACAGGAGGGGUGUCUAACCCUGCCAUGGCUCCUGGUGACACACGUCUCCACAUGGCUGCUCCUGGGUUCUCUGUGUUGAAGGACACCCACUU
Pelodiscus sinensis (Chinese soft-shelled turtle) is the source of this 3262-nucleotide messenger RNA. The record is from RefSeq and is a predicted model, not a curated record. Lineage: Eukaryota; Metazoa; Chordata; Testudines; Trionychidae.